Papaver somniferum (opium poppy) is the source of this 906-nucleotide messenger RNA. RefSeq lists its product as uncharacterized. The coding region runs from base 259 to 723 and encodes 154 amino acids. Gene Ontology annotation, molecular function: nucleic acid binding; RNA-DNA hybrid ribonuclease activity. The record is from RefSeq and is a predicted model, not a curated record. Lineage: Eukaryota; Viridiplantae; Streptophyta; Magnoliopsida; Ranunculales; Papaveraceae. The transcript is spliced from 2 exons.
UUCAUCUCCUCCUUCUUCUUCUUCACAGCGCCUCCACCAACUCCACUGCACUGUCGCCAUCACUACCACUUGCUCCGCCACCAACUCCACCUCAAUCACCACCAUACCCACCACGUAUAAAAACCAAACCCAUCACUCUACCUACCUAUUACAUCAACCUCUCGAUCUUUCUUUCUCUCUGAAACCCUAGUUUUAGGGGUUGAUGAUAUAGGUUAGUUAGAGAAGAAAUCAAAGGUAUGGGAAGAUAGAGAAGAAGAUAUGGAAGCAUGGGUCGACGAAAUAGAAGAAGAAAUCAGAGAGUUAGGAGCUUGCAUGGAAGCCGUGGCCUGGACAAGCAAUGUGAGAGAUGUUGAUCAAACAGAAGUGUUAGUUGUUCUAAAAUUGUUGCAGUGGAUUAAGUUCAAGGGUAUUUGUAAAAUACAGGUAGAUGGUGACAAUAAAACAGUGAUAGAGGCUAUCCAAAGGCAACGUAGUGACAGUAUCAGAUGGGAAGACCAAGUACUAAUGUAUGAAAGCUCUAGCCUUUAUAAGGUUUUAGUGGAGGUUGAAUUUAGGUUUGUUCAUAGAGUCUGUAAUAACGCAGCUGAUGUAUUGGCUAAGUUUGCUCGUUUAAAUAAGUGUAACAGCAGUUGGGUAAGGAAUCCACCAGAAGGCGUUUUGAAAGUAAUUCAGCAGGAGGUUGUUUUAGCAGAAGAUUCUAGACCCAGACCAAGCUCAAGUUGAUUCUUGCAGUUCUUCUGUGUUUGUUAAAGUACUUGUAGUUUGUUGUCAGACUUAGGGGUUGUUAUCUGUUUGAAUUGGUUUAGUCUUGACUUGUUUUUCGAGUCUGUAAUCCACUGUUUGGUGAAUAUAAAGUUUUCUUUCAUAAAAAAUAGAUAACUUCUGCUGCGUCACCUGACGUCAGCU